This is a messenger RNA of Tachyglossus aculeatus (Australian echidna), 1738 nucleotides long. It is a transcript of the gene TANGO2, whose product is annotated as transport and golgi organization 2 homolog. Gene Ontology annotation, cellular component: Golgi apparatus. Bases 139 to 969 code for a protein of 276 amino acids. The record is from RefSeq and is a predicted model, not a curated record. Gene Ontology annotation, biological process: protein secretion; Golgi organization. Lineage: Eukaryota; Metazoa; Chordata; Mammalia; Monotremata; Tachyglossidae. The transcript has 9 exons.
UCGGCCAUCUUCGGCCGGGCCCGGCCUAGUGGCGGUCCUGCGGGCGAGCGGCGGGCUGCAGGAGGGAGGGCGACCCUGGUCCGGCCCAGAGACCUACAGACCGUCCCCUGCCCUUCUUCCUCCCGACAAAUCAUCUCCAUGUGCAUCAUCUUCUUCAAGUUUGACCCCCGUCCCCCCUCCAAAACCGCUUACAGGCUCAUCCUAGCAGCCAACCGAGAUGAAUACUACCACCGGCCGGCCAGGCGGGCGGACUUUUGGGGGAGCGACAGUGAGAUCCUCAGCGGUCUCGACAUGGAGGAGGGCAAGCAGGGGGGCACCUGGCUGGGCAUCAGCAAGAAGGGGAAGAUGGCAGCCCUGACCAACUACUUGCAGCCGCAGCUCGCCCAGGAUGUCAAGGGUAGAGGCGAGCUGGUGACAAACUUUCUGACCUCCGACCUGGACAGCCUCUCCUACCUGAAGAAAGUCUCCUCGGAAGGACACCUGUACAACGGGUUCAAUUUAAUAGCGGCCGAUUUCAACACCGCCCGGGGAGACGUCGUCUACUACUACGGAAACCGUGGAGACCCAGAGCCCCUGCAGCUUCACCCCGGAGUCUACGGGCUGAGCAACUCCCUGCUGGACACCCCCUGGCAGAAGCUGCAGUUCGGGAAACGUCUCUUCCUCCAAGCGGUCGGGCGGGGCCAAGACCUGCCCAAGGAAGACCUCAUCGCCGAACUCCUCGCCGUCCUCAACAACCAAGAAGCGCAGCUCCCGGACACCCUGCUAGAGGAGCAGGGGCGAGGCCACGUCGAGCACAUCCUGAGCCAGUACGCUUCCGUGUGCGUCCGCUGCCCGGGCUACGGGACUCGGACCAACAGCGUCUUACUGGUGGAUGCGGAGGGCAGAGUGACCUUCACGGAGCGCGCGAUGGUCGGUGAGGACGUGGACUGCUGGGAGACCAACAGCUUCCAGUUCAGCCUGCGGCCCUGACGCCGGAGGGGGCGGCCCGCCUGGGCCCCCCGGGAGGCCCGCGGGUGAGCCAGCCGCCCUCACGCUCACCCCCGGCCCCCAACCAAGAAGCAGGGAAAGCCGGGGCGCCGCCCUGAACUGUCCCAAAGGACACGGGACCGUCCACCUCCCGGCAUCCCCGCGGUCCCCCAGCAUCCGGUGGGCAUCGUGCUGGACUCCCGGGGAGCACACAGGAGGCCGAGGCGGCCCCGGGGUCGGGGGCUGGCAGCGGGGGGGUGAGGGCAGGCUGCAGAGGGGGCGCCUGGGAUGGGGACCCCUGGGCUGUACCCCCCAACUGAAAGGGCGGGGAGAAUCCGGUUGCCCUGGCGCUCUGCCCGGGAACACAGAGCCCCGCCGGACGCCCGCCUCACCCCGGACCCCAAUCCGGCGUCGGCCCAGGAGCGUCCCGGGGGUGCAGGGAGGAAGCCAGUGCGGCCCAGGGGCACCGGGGGCCAAGGUGGACGAGAUCCCGGCCCACGUGGGACUGCUCCGGUGAUAACCAUCAUCAUCAUCAAUCGUAUUUAUCACCGGCACGGGGGCGACCGCUCCUCCAAACCCCUCAGCGGUUCCCAUCUCUCUCCGCGUCCCGUGGAAUCUCCUGACCUCCGGCUCCGUGGGCCUCGGUCACCUCUCCCCCGUAGCCCCACGAAGGACACGGGCCGUGCCUGGCUCCUGUCUGUGACUCCUUCCCGACGCUUAGUCCAGUGCUCUGCACACAGUAAGAACUUAAUAAAUAUUAUUACUACUGCAA